GGCUAUGGCCAUGUAUCUGGAGGCAGAUCGAUCGUGUUUUCUGUGUGUCUAGUCUCAGCCAAGACUGGAGAGAUCCACUUUUUCUCAGAGGAAAAAUGCGGGGUAAGUGGACGAAAGGAGCGGCAAGGAAAAGUAAUAGUCGUCUUCUGGAAUUGCACUUUAAAUAUCAAUCUCUCCCGUAGCAAGAACAACUGAGAUAUUUGAAGCCAUUGUGCGCCUAUUGUGUCCUCUUCAGCGAUUAUCAAGCCUCUGCUAGAAUUGCGAAAGUCCGAUCUAGUGAGGGUUCUCAUUUAAAAAAGCUAGGCUCCGCAAAUGUCUCACCGUGAUGAGUCGGUCAGAUCCGACCUGCAACUGGAGAGUGCGCGACACAGCAUGGAGGAAGAUGUGUCAAAAAAGCCUCCCCCACAGAAUGACAGCCCAGGGGAUCCGUUUGGGGAGGAGGUCGAAGGGCAAAUGCAGUACAAGACAUUAAGUUGGUGGCAAUGUGGGAUGCUCAUGAUCGCCGAAACCGUGUCCCUGGGGAUCCUAUCGCUCCCCGCAGCCGUUGCAGCUCUGGGGAUUGUUCCAUCAAUCAUCGCCCUGCUCGGGCUAGGAGGCAUGGCAACAUACACAGGCUAUGUGAUCGGACAGUUCAGAUGGCGAUAUCCGCAUGUGCACAGCAUGGCCGACGCAGGGGAGGUGCUGUGGGGCUCGUUUGGCCGUGAGCUGCUAGGAGGGGGCCUCAUCCUCCUCCUCAUCUUCGUGAUGGGCAGCCAUCUACUGACCUUCUCCGUGGCGAUGAGCACAAUGACGGAGCAUGCGACCUGCUCCAUUGCCUUCAGCAUCGUGGGCUUUGCCAUCUCGCUACUCUGUACUCUACCGCGCACCAUGCGAGGAAUGACCCUCAUGGCUAUCAUCUGUUUCAUAAGCAUCCUCUCCGCCAUCUUCGUCGUAACCAUCGACCUCGGCAUCAUCAACAAGGACCACUACCACGCCACCGCAGUCCACCGCACCGACCUCAACGAAGGCUUCCUAGCCAUCACCAACAUGGUCUUUGCAUUCGCCGCCCACGCCGCCUUCUUCAGCUUCAUCUCCGAACUCAAAAACCCAAAAGACUACCCAAAAGCCCUCUACCUCCUCCAAACCAUCGACACAACCCUCUACAUCCUCGUCGCCGUGCUCAUCUACUACUUCGCCGGGCCGACCGUCGUCUCCCCGGCAUUGGGAUCUGCCUCGCCAGUGGUCCGCAAAGUCGCAUACGGAGUCGCCUUACCGACUAUUAUCAUCUCCGGCGUCGUCAACGGCCACAUCGCCUGCAAAUACAUCUACAUCCGGCUCUUUCGCGGCACGGACCGGGUGCACGCGACCGACUGGACGAGCUACGCGCUGUGGGCGGGGAUCGCGCUGGGCGUGUGGGCGCUGGCCUGGGUCAUCGCCGAGGCGAUUCCGAGCUUUAGCAAUAUCUUGAGUUUGGUGGCUUCGUUGUUUGCGACGUGGUUUACUUACGGACUUCCGGGGAUUUUUUGGCUGUAUCUGAAUCGGGGGCUGUGGUUCAGCAGCCUCAGGAAGUUUGCCUUGACGGUGGUGAAUGGGUUUAUGUUUUGCGCCGGGGCGAUUAUUUGUGGACUGGGGCUCUACGUUUCUGGGAAAGCAAUCCAUGAGACGUCUGCGCAGGCCUCGUUCUCUUGUGCUAGUUCUUGAGGGUCACAAAUAGAGGGUUCCUUAGUUUGUUGGUGUAGAGGUACGGGAUUGGAUAGAGGGCAAGCACAUGCAGAAGUCAAUAAGGUUUUGGGAUAAAGGGAAGA
Molecule: messenger RNA, 1784 nt
Organism: Aspergillus uvarum CBS 121591
Lineage: Eukaryota; Fungi; Ascomycota; Eurotiomycetes; Eurotiales; Aspergillaceae
Product: amino acid transporter
Exons: 10
Coding region: 313-1680 (455 amino acids)
Biological process (GO): amino acid transmembrane transport
Cellular component (GO): vacuolar membrane
Molecular function (GO): amino acid transmembrane transporter activity
Source: RefSeq, a predicted model, not a curated record